AUUUGCCGUUACACGAAAGAAUUUGACACUACUAUCAGCGGGGUAUAGUAUAUUUUUGAUAUCAAGCACCAUGAAGACGUUGAGCAUCCUCUUUACAUUUACAUCUUGGUACUUGUCAUCAGGCUGGUGCCAGGGUCCCCAGUUCAGUAAACCUGCAGAUGACAAUGCAAGUGCUACUACUCAUAAAACCCCUCCCAGUGGGACAUCAGCAUCCGGGAACGGUUAUGAAUCAGUAUCCCAGGUUGACCCUGGUCUACAACAUCACACAGCUACGACUGCGCUGGUGGAUGAUGCAAUUCCUUCUACAUCCAGAAUCGAUAGCCCAAUGCCAGAACAACCCGGAGAUGGCGCUACUGAAACGCCCCAAUCUAUACUUAGUGACAAGGAAUUGAAACAAUCUGGUCCAACGUUACCUGAUAUUGCUGCAAAUAUAUAUACUGAACUCGAUGAGCUUAUGAAUGCAGAUCCAAGUGCUAGAAAUUGUAUUGGCGAUAGGAAUUCAAGUAAGCGUCGAUCAAGGUCUGGAGAGUGUUGGAGAGGUUUUUGUUGCAUUUUGGGUAAUAGUCAUUGCGGAGCAAGUCGCAAUAAGAAUGAGAGGAGACUUAGUUAUGAUCCCGAAGGUAGUACUGAUGAGGCGAGCCAAGGUAGGGCAAACCCUUCUGGCACGGCUUCCGAUGACCCUAUUAAGAUAGAUCUACAUGGUAACAAAUAUGUUGUAUAUAAAGAUGGCAGAGUUCGUGUGAAGCACGAUGAUAUUGGCGCAUACCAUCAAUCCGCUGUAAGUAGUAAGUUUAAGCCAUUGUCUAGUGCGAUAGACAGUAAUUUACCUUUGACGGCUAAGGAGGAAGAGGCACUUGAACCUAAGAUUGUAGCCUCAGUGUUGAAGUCACGUACUGGAGAACGCCCUAUAAGUGUGGAUCUUGGUUCCAUUAACAUUAGUGUGACGCCUACUCGAGGGAAUAUUUUUAAUAAAUACUCUUCUGUGAGUCAAGCUGGUCGUGGCAGAGGCGUUCGUAGCUCAUUAGAGUGUCGUUUGGGCACUGAUACAACUGACUAUCCCCGUUGCAUAGUUACUCGGCAUGGUUUCAAGCAACUGUUGGACGAGGUGAUAACUAUUCACCGAAGGCGCUAUAUAUACGGUUCAUCCCAUAGUUUCCUUUGGAUGAGUAUAUUCCCCGCUGCUAACUAUAGGAUUUAUGACUCGGAGGCUUGCAGUGCCAUUGAGCGCUUACACGCUUGUGUCUUAGCUAGGCGUCCGACACUUAUUGACAACGUUGGUCGUAUUAUGAGUUUGGAAAAGCGUAUUAAUGAGGUAUUGAGCACUGUGAAGUACAGGUUUGGUAUGACAUCAACAUGUUUUUCGAUUCAAACGAUAUAUAAGCAGAUACACGAGAUGUUUAUCGGUACUGUUAAACGUGCGAUCAAUUACUUCAAUGCUAUAUCUACAAUAAUUACUCAUUUGGUGGAUCAAUAUCGGUCAAAUCCACUUGGAGGAUCUUCUGAGAUUCCUUUUAGCACUCCUCUGGAGGCCAGGGAAGUGGAUCGCGAGGUUGACCGUUGUAAGUACGACGAGAACUACGGUACUUUCAUAAACCUGCGUACAUGUUUUAACACCUGGGAGUUGGAUGUAUUGAGUCUUAUGUACGAGAUGGAAUCUAUCAGUGAUGAGGCUUGGUUGAAUCGUCUUGUCACGGGGCAACCCAUGACUGAUGUUAUGGCUGAGAAGAUGCUACAGUUCAAGAAUCGUAUUAAGACUCCCCAAUGCUUCCAUACACUCCGUAACUUUCACUAUGAACGUCAUAUUCUGUCAUACGCUGUUAAGUUGGAGCGCCUUAAAAAGAUGCGGGCUACAGAGGGUAUUGACAAAACCAGUAGCACCAGUGACAGCGAUGCUUCCCCGAAAAACCCGUAGCUGCACACUGUGUUACGA
Messenger RNA from Babesia bovis T2Bo, 1930 nucleotides. RefSeq lists its product as uncharacterized. Bases 71 to 1912 code for a protein of 613 amino acids. Lineage: Eukaryota; Apicomplexa; Aconoidasida; Piroplasmida; Babesiidae. The transcript has 4 exons. The record is from RefSeq and is a predicted model, not a curated record.